UUGAUUUUGAUAAUUUGAAUUUGAAUUUUGUAACUGUAUUCUAUGUUUUUGAAACAGUGAUGUAUUCAAAUAAUAUGUGUUUUGUUUACGUAUUUUUAUUGAAGUAAUUGUAAGGUUCGAAUAUUUUUUAUGGUAAUCGCUUGGGUGCACAAAAUGCACAAUCACCGUUUUAUGUUAAUUUGUGAAGAAGAUUAGAAUAGAAUAAUAAAACACGACACACGAUACACAUUUGCAUCACAUGUUGAUGCUUUCGAUUUAAACAUUUUGUUUUAUUAUUGUUCUAAGUGGAAGUUACUGCCGUAACACAAAUUUUACGUUGCUGCCGCAACAUUUUUUAUUAUUCUAUUGGUUUGAAUAAAUGCCGCCACGCCGAAGCGAGCGCUUGAAGGAAAAGAACAUGUCGUCAUAUGAGGAAAAUGCCGCAGUGGCUUCUCCGGCGGAAAGUGAUGAUGAGAAGACAAUGAUCGAAAUGGACCAACCAUCUGUUGCCGAACUGAAGGAGGAAAUUGUGGCCCUGAAAAACUCCUUACAAAAAUUAUUAGAUGCAUCCAAGUCCUCAAUUUCAUCAGCCUUAUUGACUACAGAGACUCAAUUGCCUGUUGUGACAACUUUAGCGAAUAGUCUGUCAAGUAAUGUGUCUCCAGCCGUAGCAGCCAACAAUUUGCAUUCAACGUUGAAUACCACCAACAUGCCAGCGUCAACAACGCCAAUGCAACAUCAGAAAGUAAAUAUAUGUGAGUACACAAUGCCAUUUCAAUAUAGUUUGCCCCAGCAAUUUACUACCGCGCGUUCGUUUGUUCCUACAACAUCCUCUUUGCCCUAUUCUAGUGCACAAACAUUCGUGCAAACCUCUAUGCCAUAUUAUAACACGCAUUCACAUGUUCCAACGCCCUACACUGUCACACAGAAAUAUACGCCAACAACAACGUCUUUUUCGACCUCAGUAGACAACAUACAACAACGAUUUACACAAAUGUAUACAUCAGCCCCGUCACAUCAACAGACGUACCCACCAGUGACAUCAACAAACCUACCUAUAUAUACUACAGCCGCCCCCUUGAAUAUGACCGAUAUACAAUCUGCCAACGACUGCCGGCAACUUCGUAAGCUUCACGACUUACCGCCUUUUUCUGGCCAACCCGAACAAUGGCCCAUGUUUAUAGUAGCGUACAGGGAAACCACAAUAAAUUAUAAUUAUUCAAACUUGGAAAAUUUAAUACGUUUACAAAAAUCACUCAAAGGUGAUGCUAGAGCCAAAGUGGAAUCAUUUUUGAUUCACCCCGAUACUGUGAACCAGGUGGUCAGUACACUUGAGUUCCAUUAUGGUCGCCCUCAGUUGCUAAUACGCAGCCAGAUUGCAAAGGUGCGAGCCAUCCCCUCAAUUACUGAAAAGAGAAUGUAUGAAAUUGUUAAUUUUAGUACCAUGGUUUCUAAUUUGUCUGCAUUUUUGUUAAAUGCGAACGCCACAGCCCACCUGAGUAAUCCUACACUGCUAGACGAGUUAGUCAACAAGCUUCCGCUUCAGAAACGAGAGGAAUGGACAAAACAUUCAAUUAAUCAUCUUGGGCCGUAUCCCAGUGUACAUGACUUUAGUUUAUGGUUGCAGGAAGUUGCAACAUAUAUUUCGCUUUCUUUGGAAGCAGACCCUGGUAAAUCAGAAGUAAUAUACCAUAAAAAAGAGAAAUCUAAUCCAUCAUUUACGAUUGUGAAUGAAGAUAAUCGACUUACCAAGUGUCCCAUGUGCCAGCAAAACCACUUAUUGUACCACUGCGAUAAAUUCAAGGAAAUCCCUACAAAUGAGAGAUGGCAAUUUGUGAAAAAUAAUCACCUCUGUUUUGGUUGUCUUCGUGCCGGCCAUAAUUCAUUUAAGUGCAAAAAUAGACGUCAAUGUGGUUUGUCAAAAUGUGUUAAAUAUCACAAUCGUUUAUUACAUGAAGAUUUAAAAUUGAAAAGGGAUGAAAAUAACAUAGUUGAUUGCGAAAGUAGCAACACUAUUGCAUGUUAAC
Messenger RNA from Lucilia cuprina (Australian sheep blowfly), 2006 nucleotides. RefSeq lists its product as uncharacterized. Lineage: Eukaryota; Metazoa; Arthropoda; Insecta; Diptera; Calliphoridae. The record is from RefSeq and is a predicted model, not a curated record. The transcript is spliced from 2 exons. The coding region runs from base 359 to 2005 and encodes 548 amino acids.